This is a messenger RNA of Drosophila eugracilis, 1223 nucleotides long. RefSeq lists its product as uncharacterized. Bases 429 to 1028 code for a protein of 199 amino acids. The transcript has 3 exons. The record is from RefSeq and is a predicted model, not a curated record. NCBI's taxonomy places the organism in Eukaryota, Metazoa, Arthropoda, Insecta, Diptera, Drosophilidae.
AGCGACAACGCGUGAGAGAAAAAAUGGUUAUCUGAGCGCUGCUUUUGUUUAGCCUGCGCUCUUUGUUACCUGUACGAGAGAGAGAGAGAGAGAGAGAGAGCGAGAGAGUGAAAUGGGGCAAGGGGAGUGAGCAAGAGGGAGUGGAGCUACCUGGGGCACAACUUGCGACACCUUUUGACGCCGAUCGCGAGUUCAGUAGCAAUCGGUAGCCGGCAACAGCAACAACAAACCCAAACAGAACAAUUAGUCGACCGAUAUUCAGUGGAAUAUAGGUAUAUAUUCACAUAUAACCUUAAAUAGCGCACACAAAGUAAACCAUGUAAAAUUCAGUGAUUACGGCAGCGAUAUGUUGGUUAGCGGUGAAUGCGUUUAACGGUGGAUCUUCGCUUGCACCUUUGCAACCCACGAGAUACGACUGAAGACAUAGAAUGGCCUCCGGCAAUAGUAGUACCACCGAUCUGGACAGUCAGGUCAAUGUGGAGGACUUGCCCAUAACGUUCAAGGUGAAAUACAUUGGAUCCGAAGUGGCACGUGGACUUUGGGGCAUUAAGUAUACGCGCCGCCCGGUGGAUAUAAUGGUGGGCGUGGCCAAGAAUUUGCCGCCCAACAAGGUCCUGCCGAAUUGCGAGUUGAAGGUGUCCACCGACGGUGUCCAGCUGGAGAUCAUUUCACCCAAGGCCAGCAUCAAUCACUGGAGCUAUCCGAUCGAUACGAUUUCGUAUGGAGUUCAGGAUUUGGUCUACACAAGAGUCUUUGCAAUGAUCGUAGUCAAGGAUGAGUCCAGUCCGCAUCCCUUCGAAGUCCACGCCUUCGUCUGCGACAGUCGAGCAAUGGCUCGCAAGUUGACCUUUGCCCUGGCCGCUGCCUUUCAGGAUUAUUCUCGAAGGGUCAAGGAGGCUGCUGGCGAGGAUGAGGGAGAUGCCACGCCUAACGACACUAUAACGCCCACGCGUCAAAAGUUCGCCAUCGAUCUGCGAACCCCCGAAGAAAUCCAGGCUGGCGAACUUGAACAGGAAACGGAGGCGUAGUCGGUGGGAUUCACUGCAGAUAUCCACCGGUUGCGUUUGUCAAUGUGAUGUGUUAGUUACUUAACGUCCAGUGUUCACUGUAUUUGUAAAUUGUAGUUCUCUCACCUGGUAGUUGCCUCAUACAGCUAAUUACCCAAAGCCUAAGUGUUAAUGCGAUUUGUAAACGAUUUUCUAUAAUAAAUUACCAAUAUUGUA